Molecule: messenger RNA, 1336 nt
Organism: Apis florea (little honeybee)
Lineage: Eukaryota; Metazoa; Arthropoda; Insecta; Hymenoptera; Apidae
Product: tubulin beta chain
Biological process (GO): microtubule-based process
Cellular component (GO): microtubule
Molecular function (GO): GTP binding; structural constituent of cytoskeleton; GTPase activity
Source: RefSeq, a predicted model, not a curated record
AUGCGGGAAAUCGUGCAUAUCCAAGCUGGACAAUGUGGCAACCAAAUUGGUGCCAAGUUCUGGGAGGUGAUCUCGGACGAGCAUGGCAUCGACCCAUCCGGUACCUAUCACGGAGACUCGGACCUACAACUGGAAAGGAUCAACGUGUACUACAACGAGGCGUCCGGCGGGAAAUACGUACCGCGCGCUAUCCUCGUCGAUCUGGAACCAGGCACCAUGGACUCUGUUCGCUCGGGUCCUUUCGGCCACAUAUUCCGCCCCGACAAUUUCGUGUUCGGCCAAUCCGGGGCUGGCAACAAUUGGGCGAAGGGCCAUUACACCGAGGGCGCGGAGCUGGUCGACUCGGUGCUGGACGUGGUCAGGAAGGAGGCUGAGAGCUGCGACUGCCUGCAAGGUUUUCAACUGACGCACUCGUUGGGCGGUGGCACCGGUUCCGGGAUGGGUACACUGUUGAUCUCGAAAAUUCGCGAGGAGUAUCCGGACAGGAUAAUGACCACGUUCUCCGUGGUGCCGUCACCCAAGGUGUCCGAUACCGUGGUCGAACCUUACAACGCGACCCUGUCCGUCCAUCAAUUGGUCGAGAACACCGAUCAGGCUUACUGCAUCGACAACGAGGCCCUCUACGACAUCUGUUUCCGCACUUUGAAACUCUCCACCCCGACUUACGGUGAUCUGAAUCAUCUCGUCUCGGCUACGAUGUCGGGCGUGACCACCUGCCUCAGAUUCCCUGGACAAUUGAACGCCGAUCUGAGAAAACUUGCCGUGAACAUGGUCCCGUUCCCCCGCCUCCACUUCUUCAUGCCCGGCUUCGCGCCGUUGACAUCGCGCGGCAGCCAACAGUAUAGAGCGUUAACCGUUCCUGAGCUCACCCAACAAAUGUUCGACGCGAAGAACAUGAUGGCCGCCUGCGAUCCGAGGCACGGCCGUUAUUUAACCGUGGCCGCGGUGUUCCGCGGCAGAAUGUCGAUGAAGGAGGUGGACGAGCAAAUGCUGAACAUCCAGAACAAGAACAGCUCGUACUUCGUCGAGUGGAUCCCGAACAACGUGAAGACGGCCGUGUGCGACAUCCCGCCCCGCGGUUUGAAGAUGUCGGCCACGUUUAUCGGCAACUCGACAGCUAUCCAAGAAUUGUUCAAAAGAAUUUCCGAACAGUUCACCGCCAUGUUCAGGAGAAAGGCGUUCCUUCAUUGGUACACGGGCGAGGGUAUGGACGAGAUGGAGUUCACCGAAGCCGAAUCGAACAUGAACGAUCUGGUGUCCGAGUAUCAACAAUACCAAGAAGCCACCGCGGAGGACGAGGGAGAAUUCGACGAGGAGGAGGAGACGGAGAAGUGAG